Messenger RNA from Radiomyces spectabilis, 833 nucleotides. Its product is annotated as 40S ribosomal protein S9. Gene Ontology annotation, molecular function: rRNA binding; structural constituent of ribosome. The record is from RefSeq and is a predicted model, not a curated record. The transcript is spliced from 3 exons. Gene Ontology annotation, biological process: translation; positive regulation of translational fidelity. Gene Ontology annotation, cellular component: cytosolic small ribosomal subunit. Lineage: Eukaryota; Fungi; Mucoromycota; Mucoromycetes; Mucorales; Radiomycetaceae. Bases 22 to 594 code for a protein of 190 amino acids.
CUUCUUCUGUGGUAUUAAACUAUGACUGGCGCCUCCAGAAACUACUCCAAGACCUACAAGGUCCCUAAGCGUCCUUUCGAAUCCGCCCGCCUCGAUGCUGAAUUGAAGCUCGUCGGUGAAUACGGUCUCAAGAACAAGAAGGAAGUGUGGCGUGUCGGUUUGACCCUCUCCAAGAUCCGUCGUGCUGCUCGUGAGCUUUUGACCUUGGAUGAAAAGGACCCCCGUCGUCUUUUCGAGGGUAAUGCCUUGAUUCGUCGUCUUGUUCGCAUCGGUGUGUUGGACGAAACCCGCAUGAAGCUCGAUUACGUCUUGGGUCUUAAGAUUGAGGACUUCUUGGAGCGCCGUCUCCAGACUCAGGUCUUCAAGCUCGGUCUUGCCAAGUCCAUUCACCACGCUCGUGUCUUGAUCCGUCAACGUCACAUUCGCGUUGGUAAGCAGAUUGUCAAUGUGCCCUCCUUCAUCGUCCGCUUGGAAUCCCAAAAGCACAUCGAUUUCGCCUUGACCUCUCCCUAUGGUGGCGGUCGUGCUGGUCGUGUUAAGAGAAAGAGAGCCGCUGCUGCUGCCGGUGGCAACGACGAGGAGGAUGAGGAGUAAAUCCUUUCUUUUUGUAAUCCAGUCUUUUCUCAUUAAAAAACAAUGGCCUAGUAAAAAUAUGUGGCUGAAUUUUGUCUACACAUUGUCAACUCUGGAAAUGCCAUGUAAUAUGUUUAUUGAUGGAGAAAAAAGAGGCGAAAGUGGCAUGUCGUAAUUGAUUGAGCUCAGUUUCUUUCAUCUUUUCCACUCUCAAAUUGAUCUUUAAUCUGUUCUUGGAUAUUAUAUUUUAAUGAAUCGAG